AUGCUGUCAGAUUGGACCAAAGUGGGCCCAUCGCUGGACUUUUUCUUGGCCACAGAACACCAAGGAAUAUUGGCGCUACUUCUCGAACGAGCUUCCUGGGCCUUCAAGUUUGAGCACCAAGCGCCUGCUCGCCAAGAUUAUGAUGAGCAAAUAGAAUGGCACCAGCUAGCUGGACGGCGGUUCCAAAGGAUGAGAAAAUGCUUGGCCUGCCGGCAAGAACGGUUUCAUCGUACAUUGUUGGCUGUGGUGGUGGAGCCUCUUCGCCACCUUCACUCCUCCUUCCUGAAGUUUGCACAUAGCGCAGCCGAUGAUCGCAACUACCCUAAACUACUGGAUGAAGUUUGGCCAGCCCAAAGCAUGUACGUGGCAAUUCUGCAAUACUUCUCAACCUUCCUGGCCAACCAGUGUUCAAGGCUCCGGCUCCUUUUCCAGAUCAGUGGCUGCAGAAGCUUUGAGGAGUGGUGUGCAGAGGAGCCGCUUCAGGUUAGUGCAACAAGGUCACAGUUGCUUUUGGUGGCAACGGUGCUUGCGAGGCGAUACCACACUACCCUAUACAGGUGGCCUUGGAAACUUUUUGGGAUAGCAGACAUGCGCAGAAGCAGCUUCGACCACAAGGCGCUGACUGAGGAGUUCUGGCAAACGCCUAUGUGCUGCCUACCGGCAGGUUUCUCCCGACAAAUCAGGACUGUUGUGGGUUCCAUGGAUGCGUUCAUCCAACAAUUGCCACUUUGGCGCUGGCUAUUGCUGAUGUCGGCUCUCACUAUCAAGGGGACGAUUGCUGGUGUGGAGCGGCGGCAUGCCACCCACAAGCGCAAUGCACACCCCCAAAUGCCCUUUUGCCAUUUCACAGCUGAGACUUUCUUGUCGUUGAGCAGCAUUUUGUCUUUGGCGCGUCAUCAAAUGAUGGCACUGGAGCGGCUCGAAAAGGAAAGACAUGCACGUGAACUUGAAAACCACAGCGACCAAGCUCCAGAGACCAGUGAGACCAGUCUUGUCAGAAGUGAAGCGGUGAAGAAACAACGAUUACGCGCGCCCAGCGUUUGGGACUUGUGGAGACGGGAGUGGUUUGCCAAAGAGAAGCAGCUUGGCAACAAGAGGUGGCCUGGCGAUCCAGCGUGCUGGCAAGCUUGCAAGGAUGAGUUCGCAGCAUUGUCUGAAGAGUGUCUUGCUGCCCUGUCUGCGAGGGCAGAGGCAUCCCGCUCGGUUGUAGAAAUGCAGCCUGGCUUAUAUAUUUCAUCCGUUGUCAGAGAGUGA
Molecule: messenger RNA, 1254 nt
Organism: Durusdinium trenchii
Lineage: Eukaryota; Dinophyceae; Suessiales; Symbiodiniaceae
Source: the annotation of a GenBank genome assembly